Mytilinidion resinicola is the source of this 1818-nucleotide messenger RNA. RefSeq lists its product as uncharacterized. The transcript is spliced from 6 exons. NCBI's taxonomy places the organism in Eukaryota, Fungi, Ascomycota, Dothideomycetes, Mytilinidiales, Mytilinidiaceae. The record is from RefSeq and is a predicted model, not a curated record. Gene Ontology annotation, biological process: malate metabolic process; pyruvate metabolic process. The coding region runs from base 1 to 1818 and encodes 605 amino acids. Gene Ontology annotation, molecular function: malate dehydrogenase (decarboxylating) (NAD+) activity; NAD binding. Gene Ontology annotation, cellular component: mitochondrion.
AUGGCUACUCAUCCGAAAGAGGUCAAGAGUAGGAAGUACGGCCAUCUCCCACUCUCAACUUCUGGUCCGCAAGACUGUGCAUUGACGGGUUCUGCCUUACUCCGGACUCCAUACUUCAACAAAGGCUCCGCCUUCACCAAAGAAGAGCGCAAGACAUUUAAGCUCCAUGGCCUUCUUCCCCCACACAUCCAGUCACUCCACGAGCAGGUUCAACGCGCAUACGAGCAAUACAGCAGUCGUCCGAGCGAUUUGGCGAAGAACACGUUCAUGACGAGCAUGCAGGAGCAGAACGAGGUGCUAUACUACAAGCUUAUCCAAGACCACCUCAAGGAGAUGUUUUCUAUCAUCUACACGCCGACUGAAGGGGACGCCAUACAGAACUAUUCGAGGUUGUUCCGCAGACCUGAAGGGUGCUUCUUGAACAUUGAAGAUGCCGACCGAGUUGAGGACAACCUGAACCAGUGGGGGAACCCGGAGGACAUCGAUAUCAUUGUCGUCAGUGAUGGGGAGCAGAUACUCGGUAUUGGCGAUCAAGGCGUCGGAGCUAUCCUCAUUAGCAUUGCAAAGCUGGUGCUCUACACUCUCUGCGCGGGUAUACACCCUGCUCGAACGCUGCCGGUGGUGCUGGACUGUGGAACGAAUAACCAGGAGCUGCUGGAUGACGACCUAUACCUCGGACUACACCAACGACGAGUUACGGGAGAGAAGUACGAUUCAUUCGUCAGCGCAUUCGUCGAAGCAGCCCGCAAACGCUAUCCCAAGGCUUACAUCCACUUCGAAGACUUUGGUCUGCACAACGCACGGCGCAUCCUAGACAAGUACACCCCUCAGAUCGCCUGCUUCAAUGACGAUGUCCAAGGAACCGGAUGUGUAACGCUAGCAGGCAUCAUGACCAGUCUCAAAAUCAGCAAUGUGAAAUGGGACGACGUGAGGAUUGUGAUGUUUGGAUCGGGGACUGCUGGUACGGGUAUCGCGGAUCAGAUCAUGGACGCUAUUGCGGUAGAGACGGGAAAGUCGAAAGAGGACGCAGGUCUUCAGAUAUGGUGUGUCGACAAGCCUGGUCUGCUGCUGCAAUCCAUGAAGGACGAGCUCACACCGGCUCAACACCCAUAUGCCCGCGCAGACGACGACUGGAAGAACAAAGAUCAUGGAGACCUACUGAGUGUGAUCAAAGAAGUAAAGCCGCAUGUGCUGAUCGGCACUUCAACGAAACCCGGAGCCUUCACCAAGGAAGUCGUUCAGGAGAUGGCUAAGCAUGUUGAGCGUCCAAUUAUUUUCCCACUCAGCAACCCAACCAGACUGCACGAAGCGAAGCCUCAGGACCUCUUCGAUUGGACGGAUGGUAAGGCUCUAGUUGCGACCGGAUCCCCGUUUCCGCCUGUGGAGCACAAGGGAAAGAAGUAUGAAAUAGCUGAGUGCAACAACUCCGUCACCUUCCCUGGCAUUGGCCUCGGAGCGGUACUUUCCCGUACACGCCUCAUGCCUCCCUCCCUCCUCGUCGCCGCAGUCCGAGCCCUCGCGUCCACCGCCCCCGCGCUCAAAGACCCGACCGCCGGACUUCUCCCUGAUGUCACCGACGUUCGCGAAAUUAGCGUACAGAUUGCCAAAGCUGUGAUACAAGCCGCUGUCAAGGAGGACCUCAAUCAGGAGAAGGACAUCCCGACGGACGAAGAGGAGCUGGGAGAUUGGAUCCGGGAGCAGAUGUGGGACGCACGGUAUCGGGACUUGAAAUACGUACCUGAGAAGAACGCGACUUCUCUUGCUAAAGGUGAGGCGGGGAUUGGAACGGUGCGACGAUCUGCUACCUUUUCCUCGUAG